Messenger RNA from Mesoplodon densirostris (Blainville's beaked whale), 999 nucleotides. It is a transcript of the gene MC4R, whose product is annotated as melanocortin 4 receptor. The coding region runs from base 1 to 999 and encodes 332 amino acids. The transcript has a single exon. The record is from RefSeq and is a predicted model, not a curated record. Gene Ontology annotation, biological process: G protein-coupled receptor signaling pathway. Gene Ontology annotation, molecular function: melanocyte-stimulating hormone receptor activity. NCBI's taxonomy places the organism in Eukaryota, Metazoa, Chordata, Mammalia, Artiodactyla, Ziphiidae. Gene Ontology annotation, cellular component: membrane.
AUGAACUCCACCCAUCACCAUGGAAUGCACACUUCUCUCCACUUCUGGAACCACAGCACCUACGGACUGCACAGCAAUGCCAGUGAGUCCCUUGCAAAAGGCUACUCGGACGGAGGGUGCUAUGAGCAACUUUUUGUCUCUCCUGAGGUGUUUGUGACUCUGGGUGUCAUAAGCUUGUUGGAGAAUAUUCUGGUGAUUGUGGCAAUAGCCAAGAACAAGAAUCUGCAUUCACCCAUGUACUUUUUCAUCUGCAGCCUGGCUGUGGCUGAUAUGUUGGUGAGCGUUUCCAACGGGUCAGAAACCAUUGUCAUCACCCUGUUAAACAGCACGGACACGGACGCACAAGGUUUCACAGUGAAUAUUGACAAUGUCAUUGACUCGGUGAUCUGUAGCUCCUUGCUUGCAUCAAUUUGCAGCCUGCUUUCGAUUGCUGUGGACAGGUACUUUACUAUCUUUUAUGCCCUCCGGUACCAUAACAUCAUGACAGUUAAGCGGGUUGCGAUCAUCAUCAGUUGUAUCUGGGCAGCUUGCACAGUGUCGGGCAUUUUGUUCAUCAUUUACUCAGAUAGCAGCGCUGUUAUCAUCUGCCUCAUCACCGUGUUCUUUACCAUGCUGGCUCUCAUGGCUUCUCUCUAUGUCCACAUGUUCCUCAUGGCCAGACUUCACAUUAAGAGGAUAGCCGUCCUCCCAGGCACUGGCACCAUCCACCAAGGUGCCAACAUGAGGGGGGCGAUUACCUUGACCAUAUUGAUUGGGGUCUUCGUUGUCUGCUGGGCCCCCUUCUUCCUCCACUUAAUAUUCUACAUCUCUUGUCCCCAGAAUCCAUACUGUGUGUGCUUCAUGUCUCACUUUAACUUGUAUCUCAUCCUAAUCAUGUGUAAUUCCAUCAUUGAUCCUCUAAUAUAUGCACUCCGGAGCCAAGAACUAAGGAAAACCUUCAAAGAGAUCAUCUUUUGCUAUCCUCUAGGUGGCCUCUGUGAUUUGUCUAGCAGAUACUAA